Dujonia railenensis is the source of this 1830-nucleotide messenger RNA. The record is from the annotation of a GenBank genome assembly. Lineage: Eukaryota; Fungi; Ascomycota; Pichiomycetes; Serinales; Debaryomycetaceae.
AUGUCUGUCUCAGCAUCAAAAGCCAAGAGAGAAGCUAAGCGUUUAGAAAAGGAAGCUAAGAAAACUGCUGAAGGUAAGACCACCAAGAAGACUAAGAAGCAAGCUGAAAAGGAUGCUGAAGAAAAGGAUGUUGAUUCUGCUCAACAGCAAAUUGACAGAUUGAAGUUACAAACUGAUGCUGACGGUCUCUCAGACAGAGUCACCACCGGUGUCUUGGAAUCAUUGGUCUCAUCCAGAGAUGUUAAAUUAUCAUCUGUAUCAUUAUUGUUCCAUGGUAAGGUUUUAAUUCAAGAUUCCAUUCUUGAAUUGAAUUAUGGUAGAAGAUAUGGUCUUUUGGGAGAAAACGGAUGUGGUAAGUCAACCUUGUUGAAGUCUAUCGCUGCCGGUGAAUUCCCAAUCCCUGAACACAUUGAUAUUUACUUGUUGAACGAGCCAGCUGAACCAACUGAAUGGUCAGCCAUUGAAUACGUUGUCAGAGAAGCUGAACAUGAAAUGAAGAGAUUAGAAGACCUCGUCGAAGAUAUAAUUGUUAAGAAUGGUCCAGAAGAUCCAGCCUUGGAUGGUUUAUACGAAAAGAUUGAUGAAAUGGAUCCUGCCACUUUUGAAUCUAGAGCUGCUGUUAUCUUAACCGGUUUAGGUUUCAAUGGAACAACUAUCAAGAAGCACACCAAGGAUAUGUCUGGUGGAUGGAGAAUGAGAGUUGCCUUAGCUAAGGCUCUUUUCGUCAAGCCAACCGUCUUAUUGUUGGAUGACCCUACUGCCCAUUUGGAUUUAGCUGCUUGUGUUUGGUUAGAAGAAUACUUGAAGAGAUUCGACAGAAUCUUGGUAUUGGUCUCCCACUCUCAAGAUUUCCUUAAUGGUGUCUGUACCAAUAUGAUCGAUAUGAGAAUGAAGAAGUUAUUAUUAUACGGUGGUAACUACGAUACUUAUGUGAAGACCAGAACUGAACAAGAAACUAAUCAAAUGAAACAAUACGCCAAGCAACAAGAAGAAAUUGCCCAUAUCAAGAAGUUUAUUGCUUCCGCUGGUACCUAUGCUAAUUUGGUUAGACAAGCAAAGUCUAGACAAAAGAUUUUGGACAAGAUGGAAGCCGAUGGUUUGAUUCAACCAGUUAUCCCAGAUAAGGUUUUCUCAUUCAAGUUCCCAGAUGUUGAAAAACUCCCACCUCCAGUUUUAGCCUUCGAUGGUAUGUCAUUCUCAUACUCUGGUAAGGAUGAAGAUAACUUGUACGAAAACUUGGAUAUAGGUAUCGAUAUGGAUUCAAGAGUUGCUCUUGUUGGACCAAACGGUGUGGGUAAAUCUACAUUAUUGAACUUAUUCCAAGGUAAAUUAACUCCACAAAAGGGUAGAGUUAUUCAACAUACACACAUUAAAUUGGGUGUUUACUCCCAACAUUCUCAAGAUCAAUUGGAUUUAACCAAGACUCCAUUGGAAUUCGUCCGUGACAGAUUCCCUCAUAUUUCUCAAGAUUUCCAAUACUGGAGACAACAAUUAGGUCGUUACGGUUUGACCGGUGAAGGUCAAACUUCUCAAAUGGCCACUUUGUCUGAAGGUCAAAGAUCUAGAGUUGUCUUUGCAUUAUUAGCCUUGGAAGGACCAAACUUAAUUUUGUUGGAUGAACCUACUAACGGUUUGGAUUUAUCUACCAUUGAUUCUUUAGCUGAAGCUAUUAAUUCUUUCAAUGGUGGGGUUGUCGUUGUUUCGCAUGAUUUCAGAUUAUUGGAUAAAGUUGCCAAGGAUAUCUUCGUUAUUGAAAACAAGACUGCCACUAGAUGGAACGGUUCUAUUUUGGAUUAUAAGAAGCAAUUGGCCCAAGCCGUUGUUCUUUAG